Messenger RNA from Drepanopeziza brunnea f. sp. 'multigermtubi' MB_m1, 723 nucleotides. RefSeq lists its product as uncharacterized. NCBI's taxonomy places the organism in Eukaryota, Fungi, Ascomycota, Leotiomycetes, Helotiales, Drepanopezizaceae. The record is from RefSeq and is a predicted model, not a curated record.
AUGGCCCACGUCUCCGGCCUAGCGGCCUUCUUCAUCAUCGUCGCAUUCUUCGCCCUGGUCGGCACAUCGGGCUGGAUCAUCUACACCCACCUCCGCGCUCGCCGACUCGGCUUGCCCCCGCCAAGCUUCUCCUCCUACAACCCCUUCCACAGCUCUAAUGGCUACGCUUCUUCCGGCUCCCCGCCGGGCGGCGUAGGAGGCUGGUUCAAGGACAAGAUGCGCGCACUCAAGAACCGGAACAACCGAUCUGCCGGCGGCGCCUACGAAGAACCGCUCAGCAGCUCCGUGCGUGGCCGAGCAGGCAACAGAGGAUUCGGGCCGCUGGACCCCGACGAUGCGUGGGAUGCGAGGGUCGGCACGGAGGCGGAUGCGUAUGGGCCUGGCGGAUACUACGAGGAGCAGGAGUUGGGACAGCACAAUGACCGAGGGGGGGCUGGACUUGCGCCUACACGUGGAGAGCUUAGAGGCCGGAGUCUGAGCAGAGAGCCAGAGCCAUACAUCGGGGGCACACAGGCGGGUCUGGAUCGGAGAUACGAUGAGGAGAUGGGCCGGAAACCUAUGACGAACCCUUUCGACGAUGGCGCUGAGCCGGCCAACGGUGGUUUGAGGGGUGUCAGUCCGCGGCCGUUUGUUGAUACGACUCAGGCAAACGGACAUGGCCGGCAGGACAGCAUCAAUGACAGUCCGACGGAGAGGAGGUCGAUGUUCAAGGAAGACGUGUAA